Solea solea (common sole) is the source of this 4148-nucleotide messenger RNA. It is a transcript of the gene tmem71, whose product is annotated as transmembrane protein 71. The transcript is spliced from 12 exons. The record is from RefSeq and is a predicted model, not a curated record. Lineage: Eukaryota; Metazoa; Chordata; Actinopteri; Pleuronectiformes; Soleidae. The coding region runs from base 373 to 1317 and encodes 314 amino acids.
UGCUUUAUUCUAGUUUCCGGUGUGAGGGUGAGGCUUCAGUGACGUAUGAAGCUAAUGCUUCGAGCUGUUUUUAUUCACAAGAGGAAGAAAAAAAACCCACACAAUACCAGGACAUUUAAAAAAAGAAAAGAAGUUUAAUCACCGGAAACUGGAAAAACCGCAAACCGGUGAGUGAAAACUGCUGCCGUUUCUGCAGGAUAUGACAGAAGCAGCACAGAAAACAGCAGCAGCACUUUGGACGAGGGUCGCGGGGGGUGCUGUGCCAAUCUCAGCUACAUCGGGCGAUAGGCAGGGUACACCCUGGACAGUUCGCCAGUCCAUCGCAGGGCCAUUUGUUGUUGAUCAACAGGAGACUCUGAGCUGCAGACAAACAUGUCUCUGUUCUUCUCUGGAGCUGUGACGAGUUCACCGAUCAAACGAAGGUUACGGACCAAUCCCUCGUCUCAGAGCCUGGACGCCUCCCUCCUCUCUCCUGACUCCUCCUACGUGUGUUACUCCUCGGCGGAGGGCGAUGCCCCCUGCUGCUGCCGCCGCUCUGCGCGCCUCCUCACCAACGGCUACUACGCCGUCACCGAGGACAGUUUCACCUGGGACGACGAGGGCAACGUGUCCCUGACGCCAUGUAAGACCAGCGUCUCCUACAAGGAGAACCCGGUCAGAGUUUUCCGCCGCAGACGACGACCUCGUGACGCGUUGGCCCGCCUCCUCAGUGAUGUCACAGAGAGCUGCCAGACGUGGUUGGGCGAGAAAGUCUUCAGAGGUGUGUUUGGCACCCGACAGAACCUGAACCAGGACUUGGACCUAGACAGUGAGUAUGUGCGGGGUCACGACUGGUCCAGGCGCAGCCAGCAGGGGGCGGAGCCAGCGACGCUGGACGAGGCGUGGUCUGCACUGAGCAGCAGCGAGGUGGACGACAGCCGUGCUUUCACAUACGACCCAACAGAGGCCCCGCCCCCUCCUGACAAAGUUUCCCCACCCCCAGCGCUGCUGAUCCAGGAGGAGAUUUGCUCUGAGAUCUGUCAAUCAAAGGAGCUGGGCGGGCUCUCAGAAGUCCCGCCCCCUUCUGCAUUUUACACCAAUGCCUGCUGCUGUCAGACGUCACCUGACCACACGGGUUUGACAAUGAAGACUUUUCUCCUCCUCAUCUUCACCGUCUUCAUCGUCACGGCUGUGAUCACGAGGUGUCCUUGGUGGAGCACAACGUUAGCAUCCACCGUGUUCGUGACGAUGACGACGUGUAUGUUCCUGACGAAGGCGGGGCCAAUGGGCGAGUGGAGGAGAGCGAAGACGGAGGACAUUACAUCAAGAAACGAGUGAAAGACGGAAACGUCGGACGGAAACUUCGUAGAAAUAUUCCACAUGGUUGUUACAGUAAAUGUUUGCAUGAAAGUGACGCAGCGUUCGUAGAGUUUUGGAAAACAUUUUACAGAAAAAAAGCCAAGUGUGACGAUGUCGCGUUUACGAACGUCAACAGUUCAUGAUCUGAGGGUGUGUUUUCUGUGUCAGAAGAAAAGCAGAGUCGACACUUUGUUUUCCGAUAAAAUGCUGAAGGAACUCAAUGCCGUGGCGAUGUGAGUUGCUGUAGUUUAGUUGUGAGAUUCAGGGAGUCGUGUAAAAGAUGUAAAAACGUGUCUUUUGUUUUGUCAAACUUUGGUUUGGGCGAAAGUUGGGGAAAAUCUUUUUUUUCUUGAGAAAACUGAACAAAAAUAAGAUGCUAGCAUGCUAAAGCUGCAGUAUUUUGAUUUUGUACGAAAAAGUUUGCGUCUUACUGUUGCAGUGCCAAAAAUUAGUUUUUCACAAGAUAAUUUUCCUUUAACCGCCCGUCGAGUUUUCUGGGGCUAAUGCUAAGCUAACUGUGUUCAUAGUAAAACCUCGUCAGAAGAAUCUCAAGGCCGAUGACUUUUCAGGACAUUAUAUUUCACGAUCUUUUCUUUGUUUUGUUUCAGUGAAAAUAUUUCAGCGUCUGAAGCUAACGGCGUACUUUAAAAAAUAAUUUGCGUUCUCUUCCUUGAAUUGUUUCAUUUGUUUAUCGUCGACUGAAAACAAACCUUACUAAUGUAGCGUUUUAAAUAUUUAUUUGUGAAACUCCUCGGCUUUUUAGUGCCUUAAACACAGAGAAACCAACGGAAACGACGCUUAAAAAAUGCCGGUAAACGUGUGGUGGAGUUUGAUUUAAGCUGUGCACUGGAGCAGACGGGUGUAGUUAACAUACAGUAAGUCGUGUUUGAAUCAGAAAAUAAUCGUAAAAAAAAUUGCAAAUGAAAAAAGUUUUCAUCAGGAAAAAAAAUGCGAUCAAAACAAACGUAAACAAAUGUACGAUAGUGUAUGACUAACGUAGAACUUUUAUCUCACGAAACAUUUUUAUGUGUUUUUUUGUGCUCAGUGAAUUUGCUGAGAUCGGGAAUGUUUUACUGAAAUUGAAAAAAAGAAAAUUCUGCCAACUUCGUUGCGUGAUCGGGCCUGAGACUCCACGUUUUCGUGACUCGGGAGUCUGAAUCAUCCGAUGUGAAUUUUAGUGCCAAAUCUUAGACUGGACGAUUCCGAACACCUUUACGUAUUAACCGAUAUAUAACUGAUAUUUUUGAAUACUGCUCUGCGUGACUUUGUAUGACUUUGCAUUUUAAAGCUGCAGAUAUUUCUUUUAUAUUUGCGAUGAAUUGCCGUUAAAUGUCUCCACAGAGUCUUUUCGCCUCUUUCCACUCCUUGUUUUGGUUUCUGGGCGUAAAAAAGGUCUUUGCUAACUGGAUGAUUACGAAGAAACAGGACCUUCCUCAAAUCGUACAAAAGUGCGACACACAAGCUAAAGUCCGUCUUAAAGUGGACUCUCCUCUCUCCUUUUAUACUGUUAGGUCCUUAACGUGUAUUUAAUUUAUCACGAAAAUAUUCACAAUUUUGGGCGAUUUUACGAGCAAAAGGCCUUAAAACCAGGAAUGCGAUCUUUUUUUUCCCCUCAGGAGGAGAUUUAGACAAAAGAUGGAGGAAAAAAAAAUGCAGGAACAUUUUUGAACUUUCGAUUCAAACUGUGAAUUAUCGCGUUACCACCUAACUGCACACUGGCACCCCCUGGUGGCCUCAAAUGAACAAGUAAAUGCAGCUUUAAAUCAUCAAAGUUUGAGAUAUCGCAGAAAUAUUAAAAUAGUUACGCCGACGGGAAAUUCCUGAUAAAUAUCUGUGAUGAAUUUAAAACGUGACUCUUGUUCCUGUUUUGUUUAUCUAUUCUUAAAGCACUUGUCGCUAAUCUUCACAAUAAUCACGUGAUUAAAAUUAAACUGUAAAAAACAAAGCGCUGACGUAGAUUUGAACUUUUAAAAAUUAGAUAAAUAUUAUAUUUAAAGGAGACAUGUUAUACCCUAUUUCCCCCAUUAAAAUGCUGCUGUAUGUGACUGUAUCAGACUGAGUCUGUGUUCCGGUCAUGGAGGACGUACUGAACAAAUAUUUUUAAUUAGGACGUGUCAGAAUGGUCAGUUAUGAGCUCUAUUUGACCUUUUCUUAAAAAUGUGUGUGUUUGUACGUCGGUGAAAUACGGUCGCUGACUAAAUACGGCGACCGCUGGCCGCAGUCUGAUGUGAAGUUUGCUGACUUUAUCCGGAACAUUAGCUUCAUAUAUAAAAUCCUCUGAGGCUGGAAGUUUGUGUAAAACACUGUGCUCCACUGUGCAGCCACCAACAGCACACUUGUCCCUCCGCAUUGACAUAAUACCGCUCUUCCUCCCUCGCCUGCACUCUCGCAUUUUAUAGGGACAAGGUGGAGCUAAGGUGGAGCUCUCCAAGUAAACUUACUGGUGGGCGGUAACAUUUGCGGUGAAAUGCGCAUGCUGCCGUCAUAAGCGCAGGGAAUUCAACAACGAGUGUUUUAUCGCCUAUACUUACCAUGAAAACAUGACUGAGUAUUCUUUUUCCACACUUUGGCGACUGGUAGGGCCUCCAGAAUCCCAAAUAUAAGUACUGUAAUGAUUAAAAAGUUGAUUUUGCAUAAUAUGUCCCCUUUAAAUAAAAUAAAUCGCUUCAAUCAGGAAGUUGUGGUUUUGGACGAUGUGUAGUUGCCCGUUUGGGCCUCUUGAUGGAGCUAUGUUUUAAAGGUUUAACUUUAACAGUGUUUGUGUUUAAAGUAUGUUUCUCUUCCAUUAAAAACAUGAUAAAAACACAAAA